Danaus plexippus (monarch butterfly) is the source of this 2262-nucleotide messenger RNA. RefSeq lists its product as uncharacterized. The record is from RefSeq and is a predicted model, not a curated record. The transcript is spliced from 18 exons. NCBI's taxonomy places the organism in Eukaryota, Metazoa, Arthropoda, Insecta, Lepidoptera, Nymphalidae. Bases 125 to 2179 code for a protein of 684 amino acids.
UAUCAACAAACAGCUGUGAAAAAUUAAACUGACAAAUUAAAAUAACAAAAAUAAAGCAAAAUAUAUAAAAAUACAAAAAAAAAAAAUUGUGUGUUACAGAGUGAUGUGAAGAGAAUUAUUAAAGAUGUCUCGACGUUCGAGUCGUGUCACUGUCGGCAGCGCAGAGGUUCUUGAAGUCAUUCGAGAGGAGACCUCAGCCCCGUCCUCGAUAAACAUAGAUGAUAAAAAGGAAAGUGACAGAAGUGAACCAAAGUAUUGUCCUUGUGAAGGAGUUCAACUCGAGGAAAUAGAAAAGAGACACGCGGAAGAAAUCGAAAGAUUACUGUCUGCGAAGGAACUGGAAUUAGAAGAAAAGUUCAAACAGAAACUACAUAAUGAAGUACAAUAUUUGAAAGACAGAUUUGGAUUCGUAUUGCAAAACGAGCAAGUCCGUGCGUCAUACAUGUUGCGUGAGGCGCACAGAGAAAGGCAGGAGAAAAUAUCAGCGUUACAAACACAGCUCGAGUGUAAAAAUCUGGCUGGUUUAAUGUAUGUCAUGUGCUCUGAGAGGAGGAAGAGUAAGAUGGAGAUUUUGAGAAUUACUGAAGAAUACGUAACCUACAUUCAAAGCCUCCAGAACAUUCUAGAAGAAAGCCAGGCUCUCAUUCUGAACCUCUCCCGUGGUUACAAGACAGCAGCGAGGGUCGAUGAUGAAUGGAGAAAAAAAAUGAAGAAGAUUCUUAAACAUUUUCAAUCAUUCGUAUUUGAAUUUGUGGGUGGCAGCCCUGAGAACAACCAAUACUUCUUCAAUAUACCGGAGCUAUUAAAAACAAAAACGUCCAUCAAGGACAACCCUGAAGAAGACCCUUGUGAGAAUGAAGAGGAAGAAUCUGAACCGAAAAUCGAACGUGAAAAAGAAUGGUGGGAGACUCUCGACUGCCAAGAACAUCCGUUUGUCAUGUUCGGUGACAUGGCUGACUUCAACCCACCACAACGAAGAGAAGUACUUAGGAAUGUGAAAGCUGCUAAAACAGCUCCCAAGAAGUGGAAGGAAUACGUUUUUAACGAAAUGUUCGUCAAACGUGAAUGUACGAACGCGGAUAUCAUCAAGGACAUGUGGUGUGCCCCGGCGUCCUGGGAAUGUGCUGUAGCUGCUAGACAAACACCAUCCAGAUGUUCAGAAUCCCAGAGCAGACGAAUCACAACAACGUCUGUUGACAUCAAGGGAAACAUGGGGUCAAUAUUGAAGAUUAUGACUUCGUCGACUCCGAAAACUACUGCAAAAGCCACGUUACUUGGGGCGAGGGAUUCAAUGGAAAUAGCCUCAACCACGCGAUUACGUGAUAAACACAGAUCAACAGUGGACCACGGCAAGGUCGUGUUGAACAUUGGCAACAAAAUCGAUUCAUUCUUUAAUAAAAUAGAAGAUGAUCAUGAAGAUGAGGAUGUGGAACGUGAACAACCAGAAAAUGUGCCCCAUGCACCAGGACCACAGACGCCUACGGCAGGUGAUACUGAUGAUGUUGAAAGUGAUGAAGAGUCCACGUCAAAUCUCGGGAGUGUCCACCACGACAGCCUACAAAUAAUACAAUCCCACGUACCAGAUCACGAUUCCAAAAUUAAUUAUGAAAAAACAUGCCCGAUGGAGAAAUGCCAGAGGACGCAGGUUGAUUCGUUCAUCCGGAGCCUCCCGAAGUACAUGCAAGCGAAUCCAUUCACUCACUUCGAACAGACGUACGAUGACUAUGAAGCUUGUUCACCCGAACAACUGGAGAUUCUAAAGAAGAGGAUAGAAGAAAAGAAAAGGAGAGAAAAGAUGGACUUCCAGCCGGAAAGGGAUCCUCUCCUGUCGUGGACGCCGAGCGUCGAUGGUGUUGAAGUACAGACAUCGGAUAUAUCCCUGAUGCCGCCGUGCACGUGUCUCGUGCCCAGUCCGUCUCUCGCAUCCAGUACUACCAAGGUGUACAACGUUGCUGAUUUGAUUCCGAUAAAACAAACCCUCGAUAAAAUCAAGGCCGAGUGUUUCUUCCACGACGACAUAGAGUUUAAUCGAUUCAAAGUGCUCGGACAAACCGAGAGUGAAGAUUUGAAUUACGAAAGGGAAAUAGAUUCCAGCAAGAACAGAUUAACCGAAAUUAAAGCAAUACUGAAAAAACAUCCCAGCCUUUGCGAAAUAUUCCAAGCUAACACAAGAUGUUAAUGUCGUUUAAUAUGGGAUAUAAAGACUUAAUUUUCCUUUAAAAACAUAUUUUUUACUUUUAUUAAAAUAAUCUUAUUAAAAUC